AUGUGGACCCGAAGCAUCGGAAGCGCCUUCCGAGAUACUGCCCACCGCAUUCCCACGUAUAGCUCCACUUCGGCCAGCUUCCGACCAUCGCCGACCUCAUGCCAUCGGACCUUCCGAUCGUCUUCAACGAUCCUGUCCUCCUCGCAACCACGUCUCAUUCUCGGCAUCGAAACGUCCUGCGACGAUUCCUGCGCAUCUGUUGUCUCCUCCGACCGAUCCGUCCUAUCAUCAGUCGUCACCAAGCAAGACCAUUCCUCCACUGGCGGCAUCCAUCCCCUCUCGGCCGCUUCUGGUCACCACUCCAACCUCCCCUCCACCAUCUCCUCCGCGCUCUCACAGGCCAAUGUAGCCCAUGCCGAUAUCGAUGCGAUUGCGGUUACUCAAGGCCCUGGCAUGACCAGCAGUCUAGGCGUCGGCUUAUCCGCAGCCAAGACCCUCUCUGCUGUGCUGAACAAGCCGUUGAUCUACGUACAUCACAUGCAAGCGCAUGCUCUCACGCCACUAUUGACGGAGAAAGAGCCCCCGAAGUUUCCAUUCCUAGUUCUGCUGGUAUCAGGAGGGCAUACGAUGCUGGUGUUGGCGAGGGGAGUGAGUGAGUUCAGCAUACUGAUAACGACAAAGGAUGAUUCGAUCGGUAAUGCGUUUGACAAAGUGGCGAGAGAUUUGGGCAUUCCUUGGACAAGCGCUUCUGGGGCCGCCUUGGAAGAGCUAGCAGAGAAGAGCGAUAAGAAAGCAGUAGAUGUGGUCUUUCCAGUCCCUUGCACAGGCCAAGCGCACUUCUCAUACUCGGGAUUGAAGGCCGCGGUCCAGCGUCAUAUCGAGUCUAGCGGAGGUGCCGACAUGGCAGAUACAGACAAGUCCGAGAUCGCUGCUGCUUUUCAGCGCGCGGCAAGUGCUCAGCUAGAAGACAAACUCAGCAUGGUUUUCCGACCCUCUUAUCAGAUCAAAGACUCGCACUUUCGUCCACGCUCUCGCAUCGACUGGCUUAAAGGCCUUAGGGUCGACGAUAUCAAGACUUUGGUCUGUAGCGGAGGCGUAGCAAGCAACCACUUCCUCCGUUCUCGUUUGAGAGAGCAUCUCGACAGCUUGGCUAGACAGGAUGUCGAGCUUCAAUUCCCACCGCUUUCGCUUUGCACAGACAACGCUGCAAUGAUCGCUUGGGUUGGACAUCUCAUCUAUGACCAGCGAACUACAGAUUACAGCCGUCUUGCAAGACCCAAGUGGAGCAUGGAGGAUAUACUCCGCUAG
Messenger RNA from Ustilago hordei, 1248 nucleotides. RefSeq lists its product as uncharacterized. The coding region runs from base 1 to 1248 and encodes 415 amino acids. The transcript has a single exon. The record is from RefSeq and is a predicted model, not a curated record. Gene Ontology annotation, biological process: mitochondrial tRNA threonylcarbamoyladenosine modification. Gene Ontology annotation, cellular component: mitochondrion. NCBI's taxonomy places the organism in Eukaryota, Fungi, Basidiomycota, Ustilaginomycetes, Ustilaginales, Ustilaginaceae.